CUGCGCCCGCUUACCACGUAUUAUAUCCUGCGCAUAUUCGCUCGCGAUAAAUUUGUGUUGCAUGAAAUGUACACAAACCUGUGGAGGAACAGACGAGAACGGAAACAUCCUAGCUAUUUCUGAUCGAAACGGGCAUUUUUACAGAUUUUUAGUCUAAUCCAGACACUACAUUAAAAUGAUGGAAGGCCUACUCAACAUUGAGCAGUUGCUCCAAGCUGCAGAGUUUUUGGAAAGGAGAGAAAGAGAACAUGGUUAUGCAUCACCAUACACACAUGAAGCAAAUAAUAAGAGGAAACACCGGGUGAAGAGGCUGAAUUCCAAUAGUAGCCGAUCAACGCACAAUGAAUUGGAGAAAAAUAGGCGCGCACAUUUAAGAACGUGCUUGGAGAGACUAAAAGAAAUGGUACCACUCGAUGGAGAUAUGCCUCGCCACACCACACUAGGUCUCUUAACAAAUGCAAAAGAAUUCAUUGUGGAUCUGGAGGAGAAGUCCGCGCGGUUUGCCUUACACAAAGACCAGCUAUGCAGAGAACAGCGCUUCCUAAGACGGAGACUGGAUUACUUACAGUCUACCUUGCACAGACAGCGUCAAGACAGUACAGGAAGCUCCUUGGCCUCCGAUGACUCAGAGAAAGAUGACGUUGAUGUAAUUGGGUAUGACAGUGAUAAUCGCAGUAUUGCAUCGGAUCUGAACAGCAGUGAUGGAGACCUUGCGGUCGCUACCAAAGAGAUUAUCAUCACUGACUUAUAGCUCCGGAGAGAAUUUCUAUUCACAAAGUUUAACAAAAAAUAAUCUUCUUUACUUGCUGCUGUGUUUAAAGGAGUUCAAGAAAAGACUGUCUGUGUAUUAACACCCGAUGGAGAUAUCCGUGGCCACGCCCGCUGGCCGGUCUGCUGAGGAGUAACCAGUAAAGAUAUGAAAUAUUCAAGUGCCAAUAAAAAUAUAUCACAUUCAGGAAAUGGAGAAAUUUUCAGAUUUAAAGAGUUAGAAGAAAAGUUAGGUCAUUUUGAAUGGCGACUAUUUAUGGAAUAGCAUUUGGGCAACAUUUUAUGUCAUUAGCUGAAUAGCUGAUAAUGAUUGGACAAUGCUUGUUGACCAGUGAGUAUAAGAAGAGAAUUAAUUCCAAUCAGUACCUCGACAAUACUAUUUCUCCUGUUGAGGAAUACCUGUCAUUCAUACUAUGUAGAGCUUUCAUUCAUGGAGUAUUUUCCCAUCAUGAAUACAUGUACAUUGAUAGGAAAUGGUUUAUGAGAUUUAAAACAAAAUAUUUGGUAAUGCAUUCAGUGGAAUUCGAAAUUUCAGUUGCAUGAACACCCACAAUUUGAAAUUGCAUGUGUGUUAAUAAUCAUCUCUUGUUUAAACAACACGCGAGUUCAAUGUUACGGGCAUUCGGAAGUCCUUGUGUAUUGAUAAUGCCGACAUGGCAGUCAAACUUGUCAUGGUUUCUUUUUUAAUUUUUCCUGUGGAGCUACGGGACUCUGUCCGUCAUACACUGAAUGUUUACUAAUAAUGAUGUGUGUGAAAAAUGUUUCAGUAUUAAAAACUUUUUGGAGGGAUUUCCCUCCGUGAUUCUUAUACUAGUUCCUUCUGUUUACAUCCUCAAUUGCUGCAAUGAAAAAAAAAGAGAGUAAAGUUACUAUCACUCUAGAUGCUGCAGUACAUCUGCCUUUUUUGCAUAUACUCAUGUACACUUCCUCCGACACGAUUCCCUUCACAUGGUGCUGCAUGGCUGCAUUUUGAAGAGCAAAACUAAAGUGUUGAUUGUGAGUGGACAAAUUAAAGCCAGAACAAAACACUCAAUGCAGGUAUACUACAGUGGAUUUGCAUUUCGCAAUGAUUAAGUGGCUUAUAAGUGCCCUCUAUUGGCCAGUUUGAGACAGGCUGUUCUGGAGCUAAUUUGCAAAGCUUCAUACUGGCAACUGAUUGAAUUGGCCAAUUUGAAGGAGUCCUAAAUUCCAAAGUUCCAAAGAAUUUUGCAUGGGGUUGGUCAUGUAGUUCAAGUGCAACCGGAAGAGAUAGAUACUGUAAGUUCUACUUGGGUGUUCAGAUAUAAAUCAUGCAGAUAAGAAAGUCACUAAAUUCUCCAGGAGACAAAUUGCACUGCACAUUGUAAUGGGUUUAUGGGACCACGCACAAAUCUUGUAUGAUUUUUGUGGCUUGUCUUUUCAGCUAAUAUUUGUCAUGUUAUUCUGAGAGCAUUUUAAGUACAUCCUUUUUAGGGGGACAGUCGUACUAUGAAAUUCUUCCUCAUUAUUGUCAGUAAAAUGAGACAGAUUAGAAAACUGAGAACCCC
Lytechinus variegatus (green sea urchin) is the source of this 2294-nucleotide messenger RNA. Its product is annotated as max dimerization protein 1-like. Lineage: Eukaryota; Metazoa; Echinodermata; Echinoidea; Temnopleuroida; Toxopneustidae. The transcript has 6 exons. Gene Ontology annotation, biological process: regulation of transcription by RNA polymerase II. The record is from RefSeq and is a predicted model, not a curated record. The coding region runs from base 176 to 751 and encodes 191 amino acids. Gene Ontology annotation, molecular function: RNA polymerase II cis-regulatory region sequence-specific DNA binding; protein dimerization activity; DNA-binding transcription factor activity, RNA polymerase II-specific.